This is a messenger RNA of Lottia gigantea (owl limpet), 2074 nucleotides long. RefSeq lists its product as hypothetical. Gene Ontology annotation, biological process: intracellular signal transduction. The transcript has 11 exons. The coding region runs from base 48 to 1580 and encodes 510 amino acids. The record is from RefSeq and is a predicted model, not a curated record. NCBI's taxonomy places the organism in Eukaryota, Metazoa, Mollusca, Gastropoda, Lottiidae.
GAAUGGUUCACAUGGAUGUAUUGUUACAAAUUUCUUAAAUUUCAACAAUGGAGAAACGGUCUAGUUCUGAUUCGGAUGUUUAUAUGGGACCAUAUAGAGCUACAAAACUUUGGAAUGAUGUAAUUUAUAUGUUUAGAAAUGAAAUGCCAUGUGGAAAACACAGGCGUUACAUGAGAACACAUGAAGAUUGUUUUGUUGCAUCAGCAGCUGUAGAAUGGGUUCACAAUUAUAUGAAUAAUAAUCCCAAUUUUGAAAAGGAAGUAACAAAAGUUCAAACAGUUCAGUUAUUACAGAAAAUAUACAAAGCUGGUGUAUUUGAAGAUGUCCGAGGUCCAAAACAUGGUAGAGCAGAUUUUGCUGAGAAUGGAAGACUAUACAGAUUCACACAUAAAUCUUCUCCCACGAAAGCUACCACAUCGACAGCUAGAACACCUCUCUCUACUCAUAAAAACUUAAUAAACUGUGAUUCCCCAACCACCACACAUGAUAAACCUUGUAAACAGUUUAAUGAAGAUGAUCUCAGAAGUUGCCAUUUAGUUGCUAAAAUAUUAACACCCGAUGAAAUUGAAGAUGUAUGGAAAACAUUUUCAUUAUCAAGGUUACAAUCUACCAUUGGUAUUGAGAACUUGACUGAUAUAAUGGACAGCCAUCUUGUUUCUGGUCAUAAUAUUAUGCAUAAUUGUAUUUAUAUUAAUAAAAGUGGUUUAGUUACAAAUGUUGACAUAAAAGAACAACUACCACCAUGGGCCAUGUCAGCUAUGAAAUGCCUAGCUAGAUGGCCAGAAAAAGUAGAGGAAAACUUACCAAAUUAUGCAGGAUUUGAAAAAGAUGUUUUUGGUGUAGUAAAAGAUUAUUUCAAUAGUUUAUCAGAACCUUUAAUGACCUAUAAUAUGUAUGAAGUUAUUACAAAUGUUUAUGGUAUGUAUGACUCACUCACAUCAGAAGAAAAAGCUAAGAAAGCCUUACAACUCGUUUGUUUAAUUCUUCCACCAGCUAACAGAAGGAAGCUACAACUUCUCCUCAAAUUGAUGUUUAAAAUGUGUAAUAAUACAGAGAUGAAUUUAGAUUCAUCUCAAUCUACUCGAAGUUUGGUAUUACAUACAUUUUAUCGCUGUAUAUUAAGUUGUAAUGAUAGAAAUGAAAUGGAUGAAGUUUUAGUGAUUCAACUUGUUGCCUUUUUAAUGGAUCAUCAUACUGAAAUAUUCAGUGUUCCAACAGAAUUAAAAAUAGCUGUAGAGGAAAGGCUAACAACUUUACAGAAACCUAAGAUUAUGUAUUCACCCAACGAUCCAACGUUAAAUUACUGUCAACAGGUUGGAGUUGAACAGUUUGAACACAUCAAAUUCGAGAAUUCCCAGAAAGCUUUAGUGUCUUUACUGGAAGGCAUUAUAAUUGAUACCAAUAUGACUGAGAAGGAGAAACGUAAACGUUUAAAAUUGUUUCAGAAAACAUAUCCUGAUAUAUAUAAUAAAAGAUUUCCAACAACAGAGAGUGUAGCAGAAGUCUUCCCACCUAAACCCAAGAUCAAACAGCCAUUGUUAGUUAAACCCUUUAUGAAAUUACGUGGUAUAAGAAUGUAGUAAGAUGACCAAAACAAAUACGUUCUAGUUCAUUUGAAAUAUUGUAUUUAUUUUUUUUUUAAUUCUGUAUUUUUAAUUUAAAUGUCUCCUUUCUUGAAAAUUGAUACUCUUUUAAAUCCCUGUUUCUAACUUUGUAAAAAAUAUUGCUUGAAUCAAUUUUUAUUCCUUUUCUAUUUCUUAUUCUUUCCUUUUUCAUUAUCUAGAAUUAAAUUGAAUGAUUUAUUGUGAUAUAUUACUCUAAUUGAACAUUUUUUUGUAAUUGGAAACCCCUAUGUUGUUCUAGUAUUUUGAAAUACUAGGAUAUAUGAAUAGGAUAAAACAUAAGAAUCUUUAACUCCAUGAAAGAUAACCUUUCAUUUUCGUUGUUUUACUUUUCGGAAAGGUUUUCUAAUAGGUGUGAAGUCAAUUAACAGAAUAAUUCAUUUAGUCAUCUUCUUACUUAUUGAUUUGUUAUUUGUUAUUUCUGAAAUAAACUUGAUAUUAUUUGUUCUCUU